Messenger RNA from Helicoverpa zea (corn earworm), 2910 nucleotides. RefSeq lists its product as uncharacterized. Lineage: Eukaryota; Metazoa; Arthropoda; Insecta; Lepidoptera; Noctuidae. Bases 480 to 2132 code for a protein of 550 amino acids. The transcript is spliced from 5 exons. The record is from RefSeq and is a predicted model, not a curated record.
UUGGAAUUCGAAUAGCGCGUGCCUGUUUGCAGGGGUGCGCGAGCGCCGUUUCCGACCCCGGUGUUUUUUUGAAAAAGGAAUAAUUUUACAGUUGACGGUUAUACGUUGAACUGGAUAGACGUGUGUUAUCUGUAGAGUAAUAAUAGAUUUAUUUUUCAAUAAUUUUAGUCUAGUUUUAGUGGUUAAGUGUGAAGUGUUUUAAAGUGGAUAAAAAAUAAAAAUACCAGGUUGAAUGGUUUAAAAAUUGGAUGGAAAACACUUUGUAACUUUGCUAAAUAUCGUAAAAUUAAUAUUUAAAAUAACUAUAAUUUAAGUGAAAUUAAUUUAAAUAAGUGAAUUUAUUCCAUAAGAAACUUAACUUAAGCUUAACUUAGUGUUUAACUUAAAGAAAGCAGUGAACUAGAACGGUUACGCUUACAGCCCACCCUUCUUACAAAACAGGAUUCAUGCGCUAAAGGGGAAUUAUUACGCUUAAAACAAUGGAUUCACCAAAAAUCGUGUACAAAUACUACUCCAACCCAGCAUUUUGUUCACAAAGCGAAGUUGUAUUCGCACAGAAAACAUGUAUGACGAAAAUUGUGUCGCCCGAAAGGCAACGGAUGCCACCUUUAGGCGGGAACUCGCCUAGAAAGAUCGAAAUAGGCAACAGAAUAAUGAGGACAGAUAUAUCUGAUAAUCCUUUACGUAUGUCACCGGCGGGGGCUCCAAGGUACAGAGAGGAGCCUCCUGAAUUGCCGCCAAAACCUCCCAAAUUCCAAAACAGGAGUUUUCAAAGACAGUCUUCUUUAGUUUAUAAGCCUACAAGGUCAGUAAGAUGUAGAACGAGAAGUGAGGAUUUAGAAAUGGCACAAUUGAAGCAGCAACGACGUUCCAGGUUUGAAAGACAAGCAGACAGCGACGAUGGUUUAGAAGAUAGUCGAACAAAACAUAGAUAUGAAGUCAUACAAGACUUUGACGAUAUAGUAGACUAUUCGCCGACAAAAAAGAGGAUAGUACAAGCAAAACCUGAUGAGAUUGAAGAGUACAAUGUUGACGGGCCUGACGAAAAUGAAUUAAAAGAAAUACCGACUGAAAUUGUGAAGACUGUCAACGGUAGAACGUUGAGAUACGCUAUAAUACCUACUGAAGAUGAUGAGCCUAGGAAAUGUAAUGUUACCUUCACUUCGCCAGUUAUGUCUAAAAAGAAUUUGAUAGCGACUCAAAAGUUACAUGAACUUCUAUCAACGCCAAGGAAAUUGAAAAGUUAUGGAAGCCAGCCUUCAGUCAGAAUCACACCGAAUAAAUCUAUAGACAACAAAUAUUCAGAGACGCCAAGAAAGUUUGUUUCCAGUACUCCGACCCAAGGUGUUACUCCAUCGAAGUCUUGUGCGAACUUGACUUCGAGGACUAGUGCUCCGACUUCGCCAAUUUCGCCUAAAGCGCAACAGAAAUUAAACUAUGGUUUGCCUGAGAAACUACCAAAUAUACCAGCGUUUGACAGACAUGAUGUUUUCGUAACGAGUUUUAGAGAUAAGAGUAGAGACAGGAGUUUUGACUUAGAGAGGGAGAUGAGUAGAGAAAGAAGGGAUUAUGAAAGGAGAAGAGAGAGCCAGAGGAAGGAUAAGAAUACUGCUGUUAUUAUACCUAGGGUAGCCUCCCCACCAUCAGUGUACUCCGAAGAAACCUACAAAUCUUUCUCCAGUCUCAAGACACUGUCAGGUGCAACAGCCUCCCUGCUGAUAGCUGCCAUCAUGUUGACGAUGUGUGGCGGACUGACGGCCGGCUUGAGUUUCUAUAUGAUGUACGCGAUCGGUAGGCGCUAUUACUUAGACUUCGGCGUGCUAGCUGGUUUUACCUGCUUUUUGUUGGGACUACUUGGAUUCAGGACUAAGAGACAACAGUUACUGCCUAACAGGAAUUAUAUAUCUGGUUACAUCGUCCUCUCAUCAUUUUCUCUACUCAGCGCGUUCGGUCUACUCAUUCUACUAUGUCUAGAACCAAAACCAGGAACACCACUAAACGACAUCACCUCGGGAGCCGUUUGCGGCGUCAGUCUACUGUCGUUGUGCUUGGCUACGAUUGGUGUGCUAGCUUCUUACUGCUGUGUGAAAGACCCGCCUGAUAAUCGAGUUGGAACUACGAGGUGGUAUUGAGAAAUUAAUUAUGGCUUGAUAUCAGUAUGAGGAUGUUGUCUGUUUUUUAUUUUACGGGAGACAUUGCUUGAUUUACAUACAUACUUAUAUGGGAGAACUCCAGAGUAGAUUUCAUAUUUAGUGUGCCGAGCUCAUGAUAUUCCACAGUCGGUUAUACCUACACUACUUGUCAAAUUGGUUUGAGGUCUUUUUUGAUCAGGAUUAGGUUGAAACCGCUGGAAACAGUUAAAUAUAGGUAACUUCAGUGCACCAUACCAGCAGUGCAAAGUAAGGAUUCUUACUAUCACCCUUUAGAUUCGAGCUGUAUAAUGUUAUUGUAAAACUCAUCUUCAAGAAUACUUACACAUAAAUAGAUUUUAUAUUUAUCCAUAGAUACUCAUUACAGACAACAAAAUGCAGUGACAAACAAGUAGAACUAUUCUUUCGUACUUUAACAAACUUGAGUAUUUAUUGCUAUGAUUAAAAUUGUAGGCGUUAUAAUAGCGGUUUUGAUAUUUAUGUGUUAAGAAUGUUCUGGAAUAAUAUUAUUUAAUUAUAUAUAAGUAUUCAAUUUACAUCUUAAACUUAUACGUCUUUUCACAUGUGCUGGAUUCCAUUUUGUUCUUAUUUCAUUGGUAAAUGUGUCUACGGAAUCGGUCUACUCUAUAAAUAAUGUGUAUGAUGUUUUAUUAGGUAUGCGAUAGUUUAGAUACCAAAGCAGGUCCAAAUUUAAAUUAUCUGUAUUUUAUUAUGUGGUUGUUGUAAAAUUUUAAUAAAUGAAAAUGGGAUUAAUAUUUUA